GAGAGAGAGAGAAACAAACACAUCGGAGGAGACGAAUAGCAUUUGUAACAAAAAAAAAAAAACAGAGUUUGGGCGUUUUUCGAUCUCUUGUUUUCUUGUCCAAAAGGUCGAAACUUUGUCGGUUUUUCGGAUCCGGGCUUUGCCCUAAUCUCAUGUUCUGAUUCCUCUUCAGACAUUAAAUUUGAGUUUUCUCCUAAAAUUUUCCGUAUUUUGUUGCUGCUCUUUAGCGUUCCCAAAUGGAUUUGCGGGUUCCAGUUCUCUUAUUCUUGUCUACGAUAUACUUUCCUUGUAUGCUGGCUUCACCCUCCGUUUGCAAUCACGAAUUCGAACUCUUCCUUUUCGAUUUAGACUCAAAAUGUCCUGCUUCUCUCUAUCCAUCUCCUCCUAUCAAGGUAGAUGGAGAGUCUCUGGAUAGGUUAAUGUCUUUGAAACGUGAUGGGAAUGUUUAUGUUUCUUUACUCUUUUAUGCUUCUUGGUGCCCUUUCUCACGUGCUGUCCGUCCUAAGUUUGAUAUGUUGAGUUCCAUGUUCCCUCAGAUACAGCACUUUGCUGUCGAGUAUUCUCAAGCUCUACCAUCUGUCUUUUCAAGGUAUGGUAUCCACAGCUUACCUUCAAUCCUGAUUGUAAAUCAAACUUCGAAGACGCGUUACCAUGGUCAAAAGGAUCUUACAUCCCUUAUUGAGUUUUAUGAGGAAUCUACAGGUCUCAAGCCUGUCCAGUAUGUAACCGAAGCUGAACCAACAACCAGCUUAGACGCGACCAAUGGUAACCUGAUCACAUGGUUACGCAAUGGGACAUCUAUCAGUGAAAUAUUCAGACAGGAUCCUUUCUUGGUACUGUCUCUACUAUUUAUCUGUUUACAAAUGGCUAUCCUCGUCUUCCCCAUAGCAGAAUCACGCAUGAAAGCCUUGUGGGCUUCUUACGUUUCCACUCUAAACCUGGAAAGAUUUGGAGAGAUUAGCCAACUGUUCAGCCGUGCUCUCCACAUGGUUGAUGUAAGGAGGCUAUGGUUGAAAUUAGGACUCGUCAAAACAAGGAACUUUCAUGAAAGAGCAAUGAAUGCACAAGCAUGGGCUUCAUCACUUGCAUCUGUCUCUCUAGGCCAAACUUCAGCUGACCAGUCCUGAUCUCUUGAUAGAUCCUUCUAGUAUCUUGUCAGCAUUGGAAAGAGAUAAGGUUUAAGUGUGUUCUUGAAAUCUGAGAGCUCCCUUUACUUGAAAUGUUAUAUUGACUUUCUGAGUUAAUUUGUCUGCUUCAAAAGCUUGUAAAUCCAGGAACAUCUUGGCUUCUUUCUACCUGUGAAUAUUUGUCUCUCUUUUUUGUUUUAUAACUCUGAGAUGCCUCUUUUGACCUCAUUUCUUUUACUGAAUAAUUUUGUUGAGUCAGCUAAAAUUUCUCUAAAAAUCUUCAGAGCAACUUUGUAUUGUAAUGUUUGUCCGAGUUCGGUUGGCUCCAUCAUGUAGCAUUUUUAUGUUUCAUGGCUUACUUAUAGCCUUGGCC
Messenger RNA from Eruca vesicaria subsp. sativa (arugula), 1500 nucleotides. Lineage: Eukaryota; Viridiplantae; Streptophyta; Magnoliopsida; Brassicales; Brassicaceae. The record is from the annotation of a GenBank genome assembly.